AUGUCGUCCGCUUCUGCAAUCGGCAAUCGCAACAGCACACCGGUCGAGAACACAUCCUCCCUUCGACCUCCAUCCUCUCGUCCUUUGAACUCGCAUCAGCUGCGUGCUUCAGCCGAUAUGGCUGCCUUCCAGACCUCGCCAUCCUCGAGCCGUAUCCGGCCUUCGUCCGAUUUCUAUGGCACCCAACAAGGACAACCACAAGGUGGAGCAGACAAUGAUUCACAGGAUAAAAUCGCACAACAAUGGAUAGCCGAUAUUGACCAGUAUGAGAACACCUUGGAGGAGAUGGCCGCGGCGACUUUAGACCAAGACUUCAAGGAUGAGCUCUCAGCUAUUGAGCAAUGGUUUCGAGUACUCAGUGAGGCUGAACGGACUGCUGCAUUAUAUGCACUACUUCAGCAAACCACCCAGGUCCAGAUACGAUUUUUCAUCCAGGUUUUGCAGCAGAUGGGGAAGAGUCACCCAAUGUCUGGCGUACUCUCCCCCGCAAAUUUUGACAAAGAUCCGAUGUCUAAUAGACUCAGCGAUGCCAUGAACAAGUUAAGUGUUGAUGGCAACAGGAACUCCUUAACUCGGCCUCCCGCGACUCCCGGCUUGAAGAGACAUUCUGGGCUCGACCCAUCUACCAUCAAUGCCAUGUUUCCUGAUGCCGCCGCAGCUAUUGCAACCGAAAAAGCAAAAUUCACGCAGCAAACUGGAAAUCCUCCAUCCUCAAACCGCAACAGUGCUGCCUAUGAUAAUCGCAAUUCACUUGCGGCACCAACUAUAGCUGGCCCGGCCGAAUCUGGGGACAACAACCAGCAACCGCCACCAUCCCCUUGGGGUUCGCGAGGCACGGAGAACGUUCGACCUAAGUCGUCUUCUGGCCAGCCACCAAUGGGUCAAUUUAUCCAGCCACCUCCAUCAGCAGGUCUCCGUUCGCCUGCCGCUCAAGGACUGGCUGCAAACUCCAAUCUACAGAGCACGACGAUCAAUGUACCUGAUAACCAGGGAUCUGGACUGCCUCCACUAUCUCCAUACGGUGGAAAUGGUAACUGGGCUUCUAUGGUCAACACUCCCAUGGUUCCGAGUUUCAACGCUCCUAAUAGCACAACUCAGGCAGAUAUGGUUGCAAAUGCCACAGCUAUGAAACUUGCUGCGCUUUCCACAGUAAACAACCGUUUUGCGCUAGAUGAUGUACGCAAAUAUCGUCGAGCUCGGUCAAAUGACGGAAAUGGUCCUCUUUCUCCUGGUCUACAGAGCAACAUGCCUGGAGCCGUGAUCAUGGUUAAUGAACAUGGCCAGGUGAUAAGCAGAGAUCACGUCAUGGCUCUUCAAGCACAGCAGCAACAACAACAGAGCAUGGGUCUCGGCGCUCGUCGAUCACGACCAAAUUCUCCAGGUCUCUCGAUGCAGGGAGGCGGUUUCAGCCAGCUGGGAUUCGCCUCCCCUCAAAAUAACGGGUUCCUUGCCGCCUAUGAUGGCCCAUCUCCACUAAUGAACAAUGGCAUGGGUAGUCUUAAUUUGGCUCAGUUUGGCCUCAAUGGUCCCGAGGGCUAUUUAUCAGACCACAGUGAGAUGAAUCGUGGUCGAUCGCCAAGAGGUAGACGUGGAAGCUCUAAGCCCCCAGAAGAUCCAACCGACCCAAGUCUUCUUCAAGAUAUUCCAAGUUGGUUAAGAAGCUUGAGGCUUCAUAAAUAUACCGACAAUCUGAAAGACAUGAACUGGCCUGAACUUGUCGAGCUCGAUGACAAGGCUUUAGAAGAGAGAGGGGUCAAUGCCCUGGGCGCAAGAAGGAAGAUGCUCAAGGUAUUCGAGCAAGUCAAGGAGGCUAAAGCGGAAGGAAAACUUUCUUAA
Glarea lozoyensis ATCC 20868 is the source of this 1836-nucleotide messenger RNA. RefSeq names its product SAM/Pointed. NCBI's taxonomy places the organism in Eukaryota, Fungi, Ascomycota, Leotiomycetes, Helotiales, Helotiaceae. Bases 1 to 1836 code for a protein of 611 amino acids. Gene Ontology annotation, biological process: nuclear-transcribed mRNA poly(A) tail shortening; regulation of mRNA stability. The record is from RefSeq and is a predicted model, not a curated record. Gene Ontology annotation, cellular component: P-body. The transcript has 3 exons. Gene Ontology annotation, molecular function: translation repressor activity; mRNA binding; protein binding.